This is a messenger RNA of Neurospora hispaniola, 2680 nucleotides long. Its product is annotated as sorting nexin mvp-1. The record is from RefSeq and is a predicted model, not a curated record. Bases 161 to 2551 code for a protein of 796 amino acids. Gene Ontology annotation, biological process: protein targeting to vacuole; retrograde transport, endosome to Golgi. The transcript is spliced from 5 exons. Lineage: Eukaryota; Fungi; Ascomycota; Sordariomycetes; Sordariales; Sordariaceae. Gene Ontology annotation, cellular component: endosome. Gene Ontology annotation, molecular function: phosphatidylinositol-3-phosphate binding.
GCGCCGACUGUUGCAGAAACCGAGCCUUGCAGAGUGGCCUCACCUUUUUUGCUUUAACCUUGCCUUGCGCCGAACAUCUUCACUCCUCCAACCGACUUACACCUUGACCUGAACCUACCUUGGGUUGUCCGCCCUCCAAGCUCCAGCCAGCCAGCACAACAUGUCGCUCUUUGGCAGCUCCCCUCCCGACGACGGCUCGGCCGCCCUCAACCCAGCCAAGAUCGCCAACAGCAGCCGCUCGACCCUCUUCGAUAACGAGGCGCCUACCACUCGCUCCGGCAGUGCGCUAUUCGCCGACGAUGACCACGAUUCGCCCUGGGACAUGCCCACCCCGCGCAAGCAGCGCAGCCGCGCCGAUCUGAUCCGCAACCUCCUCCCCUCGGGCGACGUUCCCGAGAGCUAUAUCGAGACGUUCGACGCAGUAGUCCGUACAGAGAACAGGAGCACAAAUGGGCGGAUCACAGCCGGGGGGGUUGCGCGGACGCUGGCAGCGGCCAAGCUUGGCGCCGAUGACCAGGCGCGCAUAAUGGGUAUCAUCGCCCCUGCUUCGGCCUCCGCUACAGGCGCUGGUGGUGGGGGUGAUGGUGCCCAUGGUGGGGAGGCUAACAGCUCCGCUGCUGCUGCUGCUGCUGCUGCUGGCUUGGGGGACUUGGGCAGGAACGAGUUCAACGUCUUGCUGGCCUUGAUUGGCCUUGUCCAAGAAGGGGAGGUCGCCAGCUUGGAUGGCGUGGAUGAACGUCGACGAAAUCUUCCCCAGCCCAAACUACAAGGUCUUGUCAACGAGAACGUCCAGCCCGUGCUGCCGAAUUUGUCUGAACUUGCUGCGAAACCUCCACAACGACCCGUUACACCACCAAAAGCCCCCACCCCGCCUCCUCCCAAGCAACAGCAACAGCAGCAGCAGCAGCAGCAGCAGCAACACCAGCCGCCCACGCUGAGAAAGGUUUCAAUGGAGUAUCCCGAGGACCCGUGGAACGCGCCUGAUCUUCACAAAGGCCACAACCAUGGUCCAUUAGAACACUCGACGGGACAUAACGGCGCCGCCGACGUCCCUCGGUCGGUCGCCAACGACUUGAACGGCAACGACGCUGUUUCGUACAGUACGAGUCCCGAGGUGACGACCACCAGUGGUGCUUUGCCCGGUCGGACAACUUCCACUUUCACCACCAGCCAACCACCCUCGGGUCCAAGCUCAAUUCACAAUGUCGCCGAGUCGAUUCAAGAAAGCAAUGGCGCUUGGAACUACUUUCCCGGCAGCUCCUCGGGAGGAGGGUUCGGCGAGCCAGCAGACAAUGCUAUCACAGGUCCGUUUGGUGAUAGUGGGGGACCUGGUCAGUCUGUCAGUGGUUCAGUCGGUGGUUCCAAUCCCAACCGAAGCAUUGGACAUGUCAGGUCCGGAAGCAACGUGGAGGAAAAUAUCCUGGUGACGCUGAUGCCGGAGAAGGAGGGCGUGUUCAUGUUUCAGCACCACAACUACGAGGUCUCGAGCAUAAGACGUGGCAGUAAGGUCGUCCGACGAUACAGCGACUUUGUGUGGUUAUUGGAUUGCUUGCACAAGCGGUAUCCGUUUAGGGUGUUGCCGCUGUUGCCGCCCAAGCGGGUUGCUUUCAAUGGCAACCAUUUGUCCAACGAUGGAGCCUUUAUCGAGAAGCGUCGCCGCGGUCUGGCUAGGUUCCUCAACGCUCUUGUGCGCCACCCGGUUCUGGGUCAGGAGCAGCUGGUGAUUAUGUUCUUGACGGUGCCUACGGAACUGUCGGUCUGGCGCAAGCAAGCUACGAUCUCUGUUCAGGACGAGUUCACCGGCCGUACACUACCACCCGGUCUCGAGGACUCGCUUCCGCCAACUUUGGAGGAGCUCUUUGCGCGCACCCGAGCCGGCGUCCGCCGCAGCGCCGAGCUUUACAUCAGCACCUGCACCAUCAUGGACCGUCUCAUCAAGCGCUCAGAAGGCGUAGCAGCCGACCACGCCAGGAUGGCUGUCUCCCUGAUCUCACUCACCGAGACCAGUGCCGAUACCUACGCCACCGACCACAAUGACGUGCCACUUCUCAACGACGGGCUGCAAGCCAUGGGCCGACACUUGCGUACCGCACAGACUUUGAUGGAGGAUGAAGCGAAGGCGUGGGAAGAGGGUGUUUUGGAGGACUUGAAGAGGCAGCGAGAUGCGCUGGUCAGUCUACGUGAUAUGUUUGACAGGAGAGAUCGUCUCGACAAGGACAACAUUCCCUUCCUGCAACGACGCAUAGAGACGAAUGAAGCGAAGCUGCAAGCGCUUAAUGCAAAGCCAGAAGGGAUGGUUAAGCCCGGGGAGAAAGAGAGGGUUGUAGAGGCGAUCAUUAAGGACAAGGAAUCCAUUGUCACACAACACAACCGCUCAGUAUUUGUCAAGGAAUGCAUAAGAGACGAGCUUCGAUUUUUCCAGAACACGCAGUAUAACGUGUCGAGACUGACGCAGGAUUGGGCGCAGGAGCGGGUUAAGUACUCGGAGAUGCUGGCGGACAACUGGCGAAGGUUGCUGGAUGAUCUGGAAGGCAUGCCGCUUGGGGAUUAGGUGAACUCUAAGAGGCAUGGGCUUGGUCGGACCAUCCGGGGUGGUGGUGGCCGCACUGUUCGUGGUCCAAACAGAGGCAGCGACAUGGGAAGGGGCAACACGAUGAAGGUCAACAGGUCAAGCUAUCGG